This is a messenger RNA of Synchiropus splendidus (mandarinfish), 1011 nucleotides long. RefSeq names its product melanocortin 4 receptor (gene mc4r). Gene Ontology annotation, molecular function: melanocyte-stimulating hormone receptor activity. Bases 1 to 996 code for a protein of 331 amino acids. The record is from RefSeq and is a predicted model, not a curated record. Lineage: Eukaryota; Metazoa; Chordata; Actinopteri; Syngnathiformes; Callionymidae. The transcript has 4 exons. Gene Ontology annotation, biological process: G protein-coupled receptor signaling pathway. Gene Ontology annotation, cellular component: membrane.
AUGAACUGGAAAAGAGAGAAGGAAGACGGUAUCAAGAGCAUCACGGACGGACUGGUUCCAUCCCAUGUUUCAAAGAGCGUGUGUUUGGAAACGCUCCCAGAGGACUUGGACGGCGACUCCUCGGCGGGAUGCUACGAUCAGCUGCUGAUCUCCACCGAGGUCUUUCUCACUCUGGGCAUCAUCAGCCUGCUGGAGAACAUCCUGGUGGUGGCCGCCAUCGCCAAGAACAAGAACCUUCACUCGCCCAUGUACUUCUUCAUCUGCAGCCUGGCCGUGGCCGACAUGCUGGUCAGCGUCUCCAACGCCUCCGAGACCAUCGUGAUCGCCCUCAUCAACGGGGGCAGCCUGACCAUCCCGGCCAGCGUCGUCAAGAGCAUGGACAACGUCUUCGACUCCAUGAUCUGCAGCUCGCUGCUGGCGUCCAUCUGCAGCCUGCUGGCCAUCGCCGUCGACCGCUACAUCACCAUCUUCUACGCGCUGAGGUACCACAACAUCGUGACCCUGCGCCGUGCCACGCUGGUCAUCAGCAUCAUCUGGACCUGCUGCAUCGUCUCGGGCGUGCUCUUCAUCGUCUACUCGGAGAGCACCAUGGUCCUGGUCUGCCUCAUCACCAUGUUCUUCACCAUGCUGGUGCUGAUGGCCUCGCUCUACGUGCACAUGUUCCUGCUGGCGCGGCUGCACAUGAAGCGCAUCGCGGCGCUGCCGGGCAACGCGCCCAUCCAGCAGCGCGCCAACAUGAAGGGCGCCAUCACCCUCACCAUCCUGCUGGGCGUGUUCGUGGUCUGCUGGGCGCCCUUCUUCCUCCACCUCAUCCUGAUGAUCUCCUGUCCCAGGAACCCCUACUGCACCUGCUUCAUGUCGCACUUCAACAUGUACCUCAUCCUCAUCAUGUGCAACUCCGUCAUCGACCCCAUCAUCUACGCCUUCCGCAGCCAGGAGAUGAGGAAGACCUUCAAGGAGAUCUUCUGCUGCUCUCACGCCUUCCUGUGCGUGUGAGAGCCAGGCGCUUGC